AAUUCACUGUUUUCUCGAAUAAAUUUUCAGAUUUUGUAUUUAGAUCUUGUUCCUUUUUUAAAACUCGGAUUAUUUUUUUUUGUUAUAUAUCUGCUAUCUUUUUGCAAUAAUUUCCUAGUUUUAUCAGAACUACUCCACUGAUUGAUAAUAUAACCACAUUCCCUAAGGUUUUAAAACAGCAAAAGAAGGAAAACUAGCUACGAUAUGAAAGUUUCAUCCAUCACUAUUGGUUUGGUUUCAUUGUGCUCCUUGGUUAGAGCCAAGUUUGAAGCAACCCCAGAAGUUGAAGUAGUCGGUAACAAAUUUUAUUUUAGUAAUAAUGGCUCCCAGUUCUUAAUGAGAGGAAUUGCAUACCAACAAAACCCUGCUGAAGAAAAAGAUUCCAAAUAUAAGGAUCCUUUAGUUGACCAAGAAACUUGUAAACGUGAUGUAAAGUACUUGAAGGAACUAAAUACCAACACCAUUAGAGUUUAUGCUCUCGAUCCAACCAAGGAUCAUGACCCAUGUAUGAAGAUUCUUGCAGAUGCUGGUAUUUAUGUCAUUGCCGAUUUGUCUGAGCCAUCCGUUUCUAUCAAUAGAGACACUCCAGAAUGGAAUCUUGACUUAUUCGAAAGAUAUACCAAGGUUGUAGAUAUGCUUGCUCCAUACUCAAACGUGUUGGGUUUUUUCGCUGGUAACGAAGUAACUAAUAAUGACACAAACACUGACGCUUCACCAUUCGUUAAGGCUGCAAUUAGAGAUACCAAGAAGUACAUCGAAGAAAAGAAAUAUAGAAAAAUCCCUGUUGGCUAUUCUUCCAAUGAUGAUGAAUUUAUCAGAGUUCCUAUUGCUGAUUAUUUUUCAUGUGGAAGCUUGGAAGACAGAGCUGAUUUCUUUGGGAUCAAUAUGUACGAAUGGUGUGGAGAUGCAACCUUCAAAAGUUCUGGUUAUGAAGACAGAACUAAUGAAUUUAAGAAUUUGACCAUUCCAAUCUUCUUUUCAGAAUAUGGUUGUAACGAGAAGAGACCCAGAAAGUUUACUGAGGUUCGUGCACUUUAUUCAACUCAAAUGACCGAUAUUUGGUCUGGUGGUAUUGUUUAUAUGUAUUUUGAAGAAGAAAACAAAUACGGUUUGGUUGAAGUUAAAGGUGAUAAAGUUUCUACUUUGAAGGACUAUGAAUAUUACAAAUCCGAAAUUAAUAAUAUUAGUCCAUCUUAUGCCCAAGUCAAAACAGUUUCAGCCGAAGCUACCCAAACCCUUGCUUGUCCUGCCUCUGAUCAAAAGCAUUGGAAAGCAGCAACAGACUUACCACCAACUCCAGACCAAGAUUACUGUAACUGUGUUGCUAAAUCUUUUGACUGUGUUGUUUCUGAUAAAGUUCAACUGAAGAAAUACGGAGAUCUUUACGCUGAAGUCUGUGGAUUAAUUGAUUGUAGUAGCAUUUCAGCCAAUGGUACAAGUGGUGAUUAUGGAGAAUACUCCUUCUGUUCUGAUAAAGACAAAUUAUCCUAUGUUUUGAAUUUAUACUACCACGACCAAAAUGAACAUGCCCAAGCUUGUGACUUUGAUGGAUCUGCUAGCGUUAAUGUCAAUGCAGAAGAAACUAAGAAGUGUUCAGCAAAGAACCCAGUCACUUCCAAGUCCAAAUCUGCAUCUGGUGAUGCAACUUCCACAUCAAACUCUAAGUCUACCAAGCAAAAUGCUGGAAACAUCAGUGCAAAGAAAAUGAGUAUGGCAGAACUCAUUGCAUUGACCACUGUUGUAACUGGGCUCAUUACUGGGUUCUCUAUGGUGCUUUUUGAAUAGUUUUUUCUUCUUCAUUAAAUUGAUUUGUAUGUGUAGUGAAUAUAAAUGAACAAUUAGGGUUCGCUUCUAGUCAAUUUUACCUACAAGACCAUUAUUUUAAGUUAUAAAUAUAAAUCUUAUGAAUUUCU
Messenger RNA from Spathaspora passalidarum NRRL Y-27907, 1913 nucleotides. RefSeq names its product Phr1p (gene PHR1). Gene Ontology annotation, biological process: fungal-type cell wall (1->3)-beta-D-glucan biosynthetic process. Gene Ontology annotation, cellular component: cytoplasm; fungal-type cell wall. Gene Ontology annotation, molecular function: 1,3-beta-glucanosyltransferase activity. The transcript has a single exon. The record is from RefSeq and is a predicted model, not a curated record. Bases 205 to 1785 code for a protein of 526 amino acids. Lineage: Eukaryota; Fungi; Ascomycota; Pichiomycetes; Serinales; Debaryomycetaceae.